CGACAAACACAGUAAUAAUUGCUAUAUUAUCUAAUCUAACGAAGAGGAGUUUGCUGUAGGAGGAGAAAGCUGCUAAGAAAGAAGAGAUGAGAAAGUCGAAGAGUUUCCCUUCAAUUCCAAUUCAAAGUGGUUUAAGCCUAACUACUACUACUACUACAUCUUCACAUCAUGAGCAAGUAGAGAUUGUUGUUGAAGGCCAACCCAUUAUUCCUCCCCUGUCUACAGCGGCUGACGACUCCCAAUUUCCACCCACUGCUGCUGAUCAGUUAACAUUGUGCAAUACCACGGAGCCGGAUAGCCAGACAAUAAAUGGUGCAGUAGCAGAUAAUCCUGAUCUAAAAGCCAAGGCUCCAAGUUUUGGUAGUAUUAUAUAUCACGAAUUCAGAAAAAGCUUACUACAUCAAGCUGCAUUGGGCGGAAAUUGGGGAAUGGUUGAAUACUUGUUAACGAAACAAGAGUUAUGGGGAACAUUUAGUGUAAUUGAUUCAAUAACAAGAGAUAAGGAGAACCUUCUUCACAUUUCUGCUGGAUCAAAACAUAGUGGUUUUGUAGAAAAGUUGAUGGAGAAAAUGAGUUCAGAUGAGGUGACAUUGAAAAACAAACAUGGAAACACUGCCCUUUGCUUUGCUGCUACAUCAGGAGUUGUCAGAAAUGCUGAGUUAAUGGUGAAAAAGAACUCUGAUCUUCCACUUAUUCAUGGCUUUGAAAAUAGAACUCCAUUGUUCAUGGCCAUUUCUUGUAAACGUAGAGAGAUGGCUUCUUACCUUCUUCAAGUCACUGACAUCAAUAAAUUCAACAUCCAAGAGCAAGUUGAGCUACUUAUUGCCACCAUACAUAGCAACUUCUAUGACAUGAGUUUGAAGAUUUUUGAAGAAAAUUCGAACUUAGCAAUUGUGGAAGACGAAAAGAACAACAAUGAGCUUGCAUUGCUUGUGCUAGCCAGAAAAUCAUCAGCAAUCGGUGGCAGGAAUACAUUCAACAUUUGGAAAAAGUGCAUCAAUAAUCAUUGCUUCAAAGGAAUCUACAGCAAAGAUAUGAUGAAGAAGUUGGCUCGUAAAUUAGUUAAACAAUUAUGGCUGGCUUUUCAGAAAAACUUCCCACGAGAUGACAACUUCAUUAAACUAUCUACAAGACUACUACACGAUGCUGCAAAAGCAGGAAACGUUGAGUUCAUAGUUCUACUAAUCGAAUCAAAUCCAGACAUUGUAUGGGAAGAAGAUGAUGAUGGGAAGACCAUUUUUCACAUAGCUGUCGAAAAUCGACUCGAGAAUGUGUUCAAUCUAAUACAUCACAUUAGUGGAGUGAAGGACUUCUCAACAAAGUAUAAAACUCUCAAGGGUAACUACAACAUUUUACAUUUGGCUGCAAAACUAGCUGCUUCAAACCAUCUCAAUAAGGUCUCAGGAGCUGCACUUCAAAUGCAACGUGAAUUACUUUGGUUUAAGGAAGUGGAGAAGAUAGUUUUGCCUUCCCAAUUGGAGGCCAAAUGUGAUACAGAUGAUGUUUCUAUCAAGUUAACACCACGUGAAUUAUUCACAAAAGAACACGCUCAUCUUCGCCGAAAAGGCGAGGAGUGGAUGAAGAACACUGCAAACUCAUGUAUGCUUGUUGCCACUCUAAUCGCCACCGUAGUUUUCGCCGCAGCCUUUACAGUACCCGGUGGUGGAGACAAUAGUACUGGCACUCCUAUUCAUAGACGGGAAGUUUGGUUCACUGUUUUUGUAAUGUCGGAUGCAGCUGGUUUGAUCACAUCCUCAAGUUCUAUUUUGAUGUUUUUAUCGAUGCUAACUUCGCGUUAUGCAGAAGACGACUUUUUGCACUCGCUGCCUUUAAGAUUACUGUUUGGACUCACAAUGCUAUUCUUCUCCAUCGUAUGCAUGGUCGUCGCCUUUACUGCAACCUUCUUUUUGCUCUACCAUGAGGCUAAGAUUGGUGUUCCCAUCACUAUUGCUGCAAUGGCAAUUAUUCCAAUUGGUUGUUGUGCACUUCAAUUCAAACUGUGGAUCGACACUUUUCACAACACUUUCUUGUCUAGAUUUCUUUUUAAGCCUCGUCAACGAAAAUUUCUCUCAUCAUUUUCAGUUCUUGUAAAUAUUGCACGUGAUAUAGCAAACUAGCUAGGGGUGUUGCAUUGGUUAUGUGAGAACACUACUCUUGUUGAAAUAACAGAAUUGAAAUGUAUAUUGGGUUUCAUUCA
Molecule: messenger RNA, 2197 nt
Organism: Cucumis melo (muskmelon)
Lineage: Eukaryota; Viridiplantae; Streptophyta; Magnoliopsida; Cucurbitales; Cucurbitaceae
Product: ankyrin repeat-containing protein ITN1-like
Exons: 4
Coding region: 87-2117 (676 amino acids)
Molecular function (GO): protein binding
Source: RefSeq, a predicted model, not a curated record